This is a messenger RNA of Symbiodinium natans, 1662 nucleotides long. The record is from the annotation of a GenBank genome assembly. NCBI's taxonomy places the organism in Eukaryota, Dinophyceae, Suessiales, Symbiodiniaceae.
AUGGCUGGUCGCGUGGCCCCAGAAACCUUUGGUGCCCGCCACUUUGACAGCCUUGGAACAGAACAUGGCACCGGAGAAGCAGCGUCUCUCCAAAGGAGAGCGAGUCUUGGAAAGUGUCAAAUGUUUGCAUUUCUGUUCGUUCUUUUGGUCGCAUGGACCAUUUUUCGUCUUGCCUGGAAUGUUGGGAAGAUCAUACAUCCCAGUGGAAAUGUGGAGAUGUUUUACGAUGAUCGUUGGCCGCUUGGAUUACGACUGUUUGAUGGGAUCCUUCGGCCUGUGAUUAGUUCUCUGAGUUUGGGUGUGUUUGCCUCCCUUCGUGACGUCGAACACCUGAUGGUGAUCACUUUUCUGGGAUGCUUCAUGGUGGCGAUUAUUUCUGCUGCCGUGGAGUUGAUUAUGGCAACUGACUCGGUGCCAUCGUCCGACAUGGAGAGCUCACUCCAGUUUUAUCGCAUGGCGACCCGCUUAGCUCUGCUGUUAGUCACACUCACACAGCUUUUUGCAUUUGAUCGGUGCAUCCUGGGAAUCUGUGCUGUUAUCUUCUUUGUGCUCGCGCUGCUGGGGAGCCUGCUCUUGGAGAUUCUUUUUUGGAUCGGCUGGGUUCUGUACAUCACCGUGGUAGCGACAACUCUCUUUUAUGAGGCGCAUGUGAAGCAGAAGAUGUUCCAAAAGAAGAAAUCGAAAGACAAAGACUUCAACCGACAUGUGGCCAGAACUUUGCGGCUGCUGCGACUGGGUGGUGUUCUGACCAUAAUCGAUGGCCUUUACGUUCCUUCCCGGGCAGAGACGAUUCUCAGCCCAUCGUUGGGUUUUACACUCGACAACCUCAUUGUUUUCGCUUGCAUGUUCGUGAAAGGUGGUUUUUUUGGUGGAAACGAGAUGGUUGACCAACUUCAGGUCAUUCACGAGCUGGGCUACUUAGCUCGAACAAAUGGCAAGCGCGUUGCAUUUCCGGGCCGAGUGAACCUGGAUUCUCAGGACUGCAUUGUGAGUUUUCCUGGGAAAUAUGCAGAUGAAUGGGACGACGUGGUGCGGAUGUCUCAACAACGUCGCGGUGCCCCCAGCUUGGCGUGUGUGUUUCUGACCGAUGAAGCGUCGGGUUUGGGGAGGCACCAAGAGAACCCGGAGCAGCCGGGCACCUGCUGGUGCAAGGCCAUCUACGGCCGAUUGCCAGCGGCUGCUUACUUGAGCAUCGUGGAAGAUCCUGGCCAAUUGACUGCAGAUGAGCUGAUGUUCAAGGAAGCAGAUGCACGUGCUAUGGGCCAAGUCUUUCUCGAACGCGCGCAACAAUCGGAUGAGCAAUGGAAGAAAGAUAAGGACGAGGCAAAAAUCAAGGCUGAACAGAGGUGCGAGGAGAGCAAUGGCCUCGCUCCGUGGGGUUGUUUUUGGUUCCACCAAUGGUUGCGUGAAGUGGAAGAGGCCAAAAGGCAUUCCCAAAGGUUGCAUGUUUUCUAUUUUGAAGACAAAGUCGGAUGUGGAAAGCUCCCUUGGUGCGAGCUGUCAAAUGAAGCUUCCGUCCGAAGGGCCCGCGAAAACAGCGGCCUGGGCGCAUCACAGACUGCUGAGGUAGCCUACCUUGAGCGUUCGGGUUACCGCUUUGAAGAGCACGAUGUGAAGACAUUUUAUGAAUUCAUAAGGUCGCACAGCAAUGCCGAUGCCUAG